AUGAAUCAUAUUGUUAAACAGGUUGCAAUCAAUUCAAAUGAUUAUACUUUAAUCAUUACUCAUAAUAAUGAUCCUAAAACUCCAAUUUCAAUAUUUAUAAAUGAGAUAAACAAUAUUACAAUGAAUAAUUAUAUUUAUACUAUAAAAUCAUUAACAAUUUAUCUAAAUAAAGUACAACAAGAUGAUUCAAUUGAAUUAUUAAAUAAUUUAUUAAAUAAGAAAUUUAAUAAGCCAACUUAUUUAAACAUAAAUGGGUACCUUAAUAAUGAAAUUGUUAUUGAAUUGUUCAAUCAAAUAGUUAAUGAAAUUUCAAUCUAA
Hemisphaericaspora subhashii is the source of this 318-nucleotide messenger RNA. RefSeq lists its product as uncharacterized. The transcript has a single exon. Lineage: Eukaryota; Fungi; Ascomycota; Pichiomycetes; Serinales; Debaryomycetaceae. The record is from RefSeq and is a predicted model, not a curated record. Bases 1 to 318 code for a protein of 105 amino acids.